Messenger RNA from Helianthus annuus (common sunflower), 1701 nucleotides. RefSeq lists its product as uncharacterized. Lineage: Eukaryota; Viridiplantae; Streptophyta; Magnoliopsida; Asterales; Asteraceae. The record is from RefSeq and is a predicted model, not a curated record. The transcript is spliced from 3 exons. Bases 1 to 1701 code for a protein of 566 amino acids.
AUGAUUGAGAGCGAAAGACUAAAGUACAUCCGUAGCCAACAAGCGAACCUUCGCUCUGAAACAUUUGAGAAUCUUCAAAAGUAUAAAUCUAAAGGUAAGGAAGUUUUAACAGAUACUAGAAAGCCUGUUAUACUUCCUUCUUCAUUUACUGGUGGUGCAAGAUUCAUGCAACAAAAUUACCUCGAUGCAAUGGUCUUAUAUAAGUGGUAUGGGUACCCUGAUUUCUUCAUAACUAUAACGUGUAAUCCUAAGUGGCCUGAAGUAAAUAGAUUUCUAAAAGAUUCAACCAUCAAAGCCGAAGACAGGCCUGACAUAUUGUGUCGAUUGUUUAAAAUGAAGCUUGAUUCCUUACUCAAAGAUUUGAAGGAUUCUAAGUAUUUUGGUGAGAUUAACGCUGUUGUUUAUACAGUAGAAUUUCAAAAGUGUGGUCUUCUUCAUGCACAUAUAUGCUUAUUCAUGAAGGUCGAUCACAAACUUCCAACCAUAGAUCACAUAGAUCCAUUUAUUUCUGCUGAGAUUCCCGAUAAAAAAGAAGAUCCUGAACUUUAUUCUCUUGUGACUAAUUAUAUGAUUCAUGGUCCGUGUGGGAAUGCUAAUUUGAAUUGUCCUUGCAUGGUUGAUAAAAGAUGUUCAAAAAACUUUCUGAAGAAAUUCACACCACAUACAACUAUUGAUUCAAGUGGUUUUCCUGUAUACAGAAGAAGAGAUUCUGGUCAUACAGUUAUAAAAUCUGGUGUUAGAUUAGACAACAGAAAUGUUGUUCAUUAUAACAAAAGGCUUUUGAAAAGAUAUCAAGCACACAUUAAUGUUGAAUGGUGUAAUCAAGCCGGUUCAGUGAAAUAUUUGUUCAAGUACAAUAACAAAGGUCCUGAUAUGGCUACUGCGGUAGUUUCUGGUGAUACAAGUUCAACCAUCAAAGAAAAGCCAAAAGACGAGAUCAAGGAGUAUUAUGAUUGUAGAUAUAUUUCAGCUUGUGAGGCAUCCUGGAGAAUAUUCUCUAAUGAGGUUCAUUAUAGGUAUCCUGCUGUUAUGAGGCUUCCCUUUCAUUUGCCGGGCCAACAGAAUGUUGUGUAUGGUGCGGAUGACGAUAUUGAUAAUGUUUUAAGCAAGCCUUCUGUUGCUUCUUCAAUAUUUGUGCAAUGGAUGAAGUUGAAUGAGACAAAUGAAGAUGCUAGAAAGCUGACUUAUGUUGAGUUUCCUUCCAAAUUUGUUUGGAUACUUAAUGAUAGAUGUUGGCAGAUACGUAAGUCGUACCAGUGCGUUGGCCGGAUUCAUUCUGUAUCUCAUGCAUUGGGCGAACCUUAUUUUUUGAGGAUACUACUCAAAAAAGUUAAAGGGCAUAGAUCAUUUGAGGAGAUACGUACAGUUAACGGUCAAUUAUUCCCGACUUUUAGAGAUACUUGCUAUGCGAUGGGACUCUUAGAUGAUGACAAUGAAUACGUUGAGGCCAUUAAAGAAGCAAGUUUUGAAGGACAUGCUGGGUAUCUUCGAGCGUUAUUUGCUACCCUGCUUUUGUCAAAUACUCUAUCUCCGCCAGAAUUUGUUUGGGAGAAUACGUGGAAAUACUUAGCUGAUGAUAUUGUUUAUAGACGUCAAAAAGAAACAAAUAUUUCAGGUUUAGUGCUUCCUGAAUAUCAGAUUAAGAACCUUACUUUGUUGAAAAUUGAAAAUUAUUUAAUUUCCAAUGGUUCAUCAUUAUGA